AUGGCAGAGGUCGUGGAGGAGGAGAUGGAGUUGGCGGCCACUGCCUCCACGGCCGCGGCCGCCAUGGAGGAGGAGAAGUUUGUGGUGCCGUUUCGGCACCGCCGGAAGUUUUCCAUGUAUCUGGUGCAGCUCCGCAUUGGUGGCGGACCACCAGAUGAAGCGCGUUCGAGAUAUGUAUUAUUCGACACCGGCGACGACCUGUCAUGGACGCAACCCGAUGUGCGAGCACGGGAGGCAUGGUGCCAAUACAGCCACUCCUACCCCACUCCGGACAACAAUUUGUGCAACUUCGACAAGCGGUACGGCGAUGGUAGCAGGCUGUCAGGCUACCUGGGAUCUGACGUCUUCCGCUUUGGGAACGGCAUAGCGGGGGACGACGGCGGCUACAACUUCGAGCAAGACAUCGUCUUUGGCUGCGCGCAGGAGGAACAUACCACCGCCGUCCGGGAAUACAGCUCCGGCAUUCUCGGCCUCGGCAUGGGUACGUUCUCCUUCGUCGCUCAGGCCGGCGUCGACAAAUUUUCCUACUGCGCUCUAUCGCCGGAGAGAAGAGACCUCCGGGAUCAGUGGAGGAAAACAACAAGCUACCUCCGAUUCGGCAGCCAUGCUGUCACGUCGGGCAAGAUUGUCCCGUUCAAGCAGGACGGCGCCCACUUCAUCAUCUCCCUCAAGAGCGUGACGUACCAGCGAGGAAGCCGUCUAGAUCAAAAUCAGCCAGUGCCCAUAUUUACUCGGCAAGAGGCGGCGGAGUUCCUGCCCAUUCUGGUGGAUUCAGGGUCCACCCUGGUCUACCUUCCUGCACUCAUCUUCUACCCUCUGCUGAAGAGGAUCGACGAUGAACUCACACUCACAAGGGUGUACGAUCCCACUAAUAACCCCGGCAUCAACUGUUACGAUGGUGAGAUGUCGGAUGUGGAGGGUGUGUCAGUGACCCUGGGCUUCCAAGGAGGGGCGGAGCUGGAGUUGUUUGGCGACACUCUCUUCUACGAAGGGUACGCAGGUGAUUACAUUUGUCUGGGAAUUUCUAUCGAUGAGAGGAAAUCAGUGUUAGGCAUGAUUGCUCAACGUAAUACCAAUGUUGGGUAUGACUUAGCAAACAUGGAGAUCUCCUUUAAUCGUGAGGCAGGUCAAUUUUGCACAGGAGUUAACCUUAGACAACUGAAUACAUUUGCAAACAGGGAAACUUUCGAUCUAUUCAUAUUCAAUCAUGGCAGUACAAUUAACACAACAAAUAAUAAAAAGUACAUCCAGAUCCGUAGACCACCUAGCGACGACUACAAACACUGA
Molecule: messenger RNA, 1287 nt
Organism: Triticum aestivum (bread wheat)
Lineage: Eukaryota; Viridiplantae; Streptophyta; Magnoliopsida; Poales; Poaceae
Product: aspartic proteinase nepenthesin-2-like
Exons: 4
Coding region: 1-1287 (428 amino acids)
Cellular component (GO): extracellular region
Source: RefSeq, a predicted model, not a curated record